Molecule: messenger RNA, 1575 nt
Organism: Diatraea saccharalis (sugarcane borer)
Lineage: Eukaryota; Metazoa; Arthropoda; Insecta; Lepidoptera; Crambidae
Source: the annotation of a GenBank genome assembly
AUGGGUGAUGACAUGCCCUCAUGGACCGGUCCUCAAGGUAAGCGCUACAGAGGAAGACCGCUCAUGAGGUGGCAGGACGAAAUUGUCGAGACGGCGAGCUGUAGUUGGAUACAGAAGGCGCAAAAUAGGGAACGAUGGAAUCCUUUGGAGGAGGCCUUUACCCGAGGAGGGAUAACUUGUGUGUAUGAUGUGGAAUACAAACGUCUUAUUUGUGAUGAUUGUAUAGAACAGCUUCGUCGCUCAUUUUCGUUCAAAACUAUGGUGACCAACAAUGAAAGAAUGCUUAGGCAGUAUUUGGACAGUGUACAACACUAUGAUGCUUCAAAGCCAAUGACUGAGGUCCCCUUAAAUGUACCCGUGAAGCUCGAAGCAUUACCAGAAGAAGAUGACAACUAUCAUCAGGAUAACGGAAUGGAUGGCAGUUGUAGUGACAAUGAUGUACUUGCUGAUAUUAAGAUAGAAUCAAUAACGUGUAGUACAGAGGCUCCCAUAGGCACUAAAAUGCCAAAGAAAAGGAAAUCUCAAGAGAGAAAAGUGAAGAUGAAAAAAUGCAAAAUCAAGAGUGAAGAUAGUCUGAACCGAGAUGUAUCCAAGGAUUGGUCGAAGAUCGUUGAGAGACGAGGCAAUGGACCCUUACUCAGAGAGAACUCACUAAAGCUUCUCGCUAACUCAACCAUAUGCGUUUUCCAAUGGAACAAAAGCCGAUACCGAUGCUUCUGCUGCAAGGAACCAUUCUCGGACCUCAACUCUUUAAAAGAUCACACAAACUCUCAACACGCUAUAGAGGACAUCGAAAAGAAAAUAAUCUUACAACAAAACAGACUGGUCAAAGUUGAAGUCUCUUCGAUCCUAUGCAAAUUGUGUACGAAGCAACUGAACAGCUUGACCGACUUGAGGCAGCAUUUGAAAGAGCAUGGCUUAAGGUUUGUCCCCGAAGAAGAUUUACUUGUACCCUUCAAAAUCAAUGGACAGUUACAAUGCCAGUUGUGUUCGGAAAACUUCAGCGUAUUCCGGUUACUAAAUAUACAUAUGAAUAAACAUUUUCAGAAGCAAGUAUGCCAUAUUUGUGGUACCGGUUUUUCGAAUUUGGUGUUUCUGAAUCUGCAUAAGACUAGAUCGCACCGUCCGCUGACAUGUAAGCAAUGCGAUUUGGUCUUCAAAAGUAGAUCAGAGAAAAGGAGUCAUGAUGUCAACGUCCAUGGGGUGAAAUUUGAGAGGAAAUUACGGUUUCCAUGCCCGUAUUGCCAAGAACGGUUUUUCCAGGAGAACUUUAGAGUACAACAUUUGGUCGAGAAGCAUGGUAUGAAGAAGCCGGAACAUAAGUGUAGUGUGUGUGCUAAAGUGUUUAUAACAAAAAGUCUGUGCAAUAAUCAUAUUAAGAGUGUGCAUAUGAAAGAGAAGAGUCACGAGUGCGAUAUUUGUCAUAAUUUAUUUUAUACUAAGUCUGAUGUGAUGAGGCAUCGGGUCACCCACACAGGUGAGAAGAAGUAUGCUUGCUCUGUAUGUAAUAGUCCGUUUGCUACUAAAGAUUCGUUGCGGAGACAUAUGAAGAGGACACAUGUGGUGAUGAAUUAA